Oncorhynchus masou masou (cherry salmon) is the source of this 2370-nucleotide messenger RNA. It is a transcript of the gene ifngr1l, whose product is annotated as interferon gamma receptor 1-like. Gene Ontology annotation, molecular function: protein binding; cytokine receptor activity. The record is from RefSeq and is a predicted model, not a curated record. Gene Ontology annotation, biological process: cytokine-mediated signaling pathway. The transcript has 7 exons. Lineage: Eukaryota; Metazoa; Chordata; Actinopteri; Salmoniformes; Salmonidae. Gene Ontology annotation, cellular component: plasma membrane. Bases 240 to 1442 code for a protein of 400 amino acids.
AACGUUUGUAGCAGGCGGGUCUAAUGGCUGUUACAGGAACAUUUCAUUGGAACUUGUGUACGGUGUAGCCUGCCGAUUGGAGCAACGUCCUGAGGUUUGGCUGUACCGGAAAUGCCUCAAUUUAUUUAGACAGACAAAAGGCUCUCAAGUCAUCUAAAAUAACAAUAGCUUAUUCAUAUAGACAUUCAAAUACAUUUCAUAUAGUUUUACAUAGGCCUAUAGACUCGACAAAAUAAAACAUGGUCGGGAUAGGAUUAGCCCACAUUUUCCUGAUAUUCGUUUUAUGUCAACGUCAUGUCGACUCUUACGUUCCUCCUCCCGUCAACGUGAGCCUCAUCUGCCACAAUUUUCACAAUGUGAUCUAUUGGAACUACAGUGAACCAUCUCUGCAGCCACAGUUCAAUGUGGAAAUGACAAGAAAAUACUCUGGUGCUGCCUUGGUUUGUUCAAACACUUCCCUCUACCACUGCGACGUCUCCUCAUUUACCAAAGUAAUAGAAGAGGGCUACCGUUUCAUAUUGACUGCUGUUGGACAGAAUACCAAUUCCUCUGAAAUUUCAUUCACCUACGAUGAUACAGUGUAUUCAGACGUGGUGGUACAGUGCUCAUUGGAUUUCCCACCUGUCAACAUCUCUGCUGUAUCUGAUCAAAUUAUCAAAGUUCAAUUCAUUCACCCGUUUCACAUCUACAAAUAUGCCAUCAUCAAAAAUGAAAGACCGGAUCAUAAGGAAUUUCAUUACACGGUUGUCGCAGAAGAUCCGUUGAAAGAGCAUCGUUUUACCUGCUCUUACAAGCAACACCAUGUGUGUGAGGCUGAAAUACCAGUCAAUGGAAAGAUGGAUAGGCACUGCGUCAAGAUGAAAGGAAAAAUGAACAAUGUUCAUGUCUCAGCUCACCAGAACAUAUGCAUUGAGGGGAAGCAUGGGGAUUCUGGUCCUAGCUACACUGCCCUCUACAUUGUGAUCCCUAUCGUUGCCAUAGUGGUGAUUGCGUUCAUCGUGUGGCUGAUAUGCAGUAAACUGACAAGCGGCUCAUUCCCUCAACCAAAGAUUUUGGCUUCCGUGCUGUCACAUAUGAGUUCAGGUGAGUCCCUUAUGCACCCUGAAAGAGACAUUCUGAGUGAGUUAAAAACAGGUGGCUCCCCCCUGCUGCAGACCCCCAUGGAAUCUUUGCCAGAUGAGACCCUCACAGUCAUCAGUACCCCCCAGGAAGAGGUCCUCCGCCUCCCCAUUGGACUGAAGGACCAGGAGUGGAGCGGUGGGGAGGUCAUGUUGCCUAACGAGGGGUCAGGCUCUUCACUGCAGGUAACGAGAGAGUUGGGACUGGAGGUGAAGAGUGACUUAUCUGAGCUGUCGGACUAUGACUGCCCCCAUAGACCUGUGAUUAUUCCUGUGAUAGAGGAGAUGAGUCCUGGGGACAAUGUUACAGGAUACAAGAUCUGAGUUUCUCUCAAGAGAAAGUAUGGUGAUUUAUUUACAUAUGCUCAGCUCGUGCAUCUACUUAACCGCACCUGAAUCUGUUUGGGGUAGAGCAUCGUAUUCAGUUUAGUCUUUGAUUGGUUGUUCUAGGCCUACAGCCUGGAGUCCUACCAAUACUUUUCCUGUUCCUUUAACUAUUUAAAUGCGCAGCCGAUGGUGGAGAUGGAGAGGAUAAUCAGAGGGGUAACCUGGGACUGUUGCUUACUCAGGUGAACCAGGGAUAGUGAAAACCAAGUGGUCUUGAAUGCUGGGAACUGCCCCAUUGUAAUGUUGAAUUUCAUUAGACUGAAUUAAUACAUUUCCGACAGCAUAUUUGUAAAAAAUAAAUAAAAAGUGUUCCUCUUGUCCAUUCUUUUACUGUCCCUACUUGAGUGACAUGGCUGUUUUCUAAGGUAGCAAGAGAAUAAGGGUUGCAAGAGCAGAAUGAAUGAUAUUCAUUAGGUUAUUGUCUUGUGCUGUGUAUAUUAGUUCUAUUUGCACUUUUUACAUGACUGUCAUACAUGUACAAUGUUUCAAAAUGUAUUAUUAGGUCCUAUUAAAUUCAGAUGACCAAGUUAUACCAAUGCAAUUGGAUUGCUGUGGUGAUAAUAAUGAAUGUUGUUAUCAGUGCCUUGCUGUUUGCCCUAUACCUAAUCAUUUAGUUUUUAAUUGUGUACAAUUUUGACGCUAUACUUUUCAUACAGCUAAAAUUAUAUAUCAAAAAAGAAUUAAUGUUAAGGAUUUUGCUAUUUUCUGUGCAAACUAAUUCUGUUGUAUUUGUUUUAAAUCAUCUUUCCCCAAUUUCCCGUCUUCAUUUUUUUAUAUUUUCUUUGCAUAAUAUACAAUCAAAGCUAAUUCAAUGGAUUAUUGUAAUUACUAUGUUAAUAAAUGCAGAUUUGAAAGAGCAAACAAA